This is a messenger RNA of Zingiber officinale, 690 nucleotides long. Its product is annotated as cytochrome c oxidase subunit 6a, mitochondrial-like. The record is from RefSeq and is a predicted model, not a curated record. The transcript is spliced from 4 exons. Bases 90 to 404 code for a protein of 104 amino acids. Gene Ontology annotation, molecular function: enzyme regulator activity. Gene Ontology annotation, cellular component: mitochondrial inner membrane. Gene Ontology annotation, biological process: mitochondrial electron transport, cytochrome c to oxygen. NCBI's taxonomy places the organism in Eukaryota, Viridiplantae, Streptophyta, Magnoliopsida, Zingiberales, Zingiberaceae.
AUUGGCAUUCGAUAAUAAGUAGCCCAACAAACCUAGUGAAAAGCUAACCCGUUAAAAUAUUUGGUCAGAUUGACAGAAAGAGGAGGAUCAUGGCGGCGUUAAUGGCGAGAUCCGGCCUUCGAUCUGCGUCUUUGCUUCUCCGGCAGGGAGCGAAGAGCAAAGCUGCAGAGGCACCCAAGCGGAGCUUCUCCGCUUCCGCCCACGAUGACGCCAGUGAAGCUGCGAAGUGGGAGAAGAUAGCAUAUGGUGGUAUUUUUACCUGCACGAUCCUUUCCAUCUACAACCUCUCCAAAGGGCAUCCCCAUUACGAAGAAACUCCGGCUUACACUUAUUUGCACAUCCGUAACAAGGAAUUCCCAUGGGGUCCAGAUGGUCUCUUUGAGGCGAAGCAUCAUGAUCACUAAAAACAAUUUUAAUGUCAAUGUUCCUGCUCGGGUAGCCUGUAGCUUGGAAACAGGAUUCACUUUGGAAAGCUAUCCUGCUUUUACUUUCAUGUUCAAUAAUAACACAGAAACUAGUGAAUUGAAUAACACUUUGAUGUUGCUUUGAUGCUUUCUUUUGCUAUCAUUGAGUUAUAAGGUUAUGACAAAUUUCAGGACCAAUUGGUUCUGGUUAUUUAUGGAUUGUACAUCAUAUUUGAUGACACCGCGCAGAUUGGCGCAUUUAUGCAAUUACCAUCGAUUAAGUCAA